AUGUCCCGUUCCCAGGGCCAUAGCCCCGGUGACCCUCCUCGAGAUGCUAGAUUCGACCCCAACCAAUUGCGCGACUCUCCGCCACCUAUGAAGCUGGAAAGUGUGGAAGAUCUGCUCUGCAUGAAUGAUGAGCGCCUGGAGCGCUAUAUAUACAAUUAUUUCAAAAUCUAUGGAGACCUAGACGUCACCAUAGGUGGCGGCACCGAUGAUAUCCCCAAACGGCUCCUCGAUAGGCUUCAGAAGGAGAUUCGAGACUUCAAGAAGAAGCAAGGGCGGCUCGUCCGUACAGGUUCUGCAAUCAUUCACGUUGGGCUGCUCGAUAAGCUUGACGAACGACUACAAGAGGUGGCAGACAAGGGCCAGAUUCCCACCUGGAAACCGCGCACUGGUGUUAGCCCACCGCGAGAGCCAGAAACCCCGAUGCUUUGGUGUCGGGAAGGUUUUUCGAAAGACGAGGAAAUCAAGAAGAGGAAUUACGCUUGGUACAUGGAAAACUGCAAUCGGCUGGAAGAAGACGGAGGUCGCUCAGUUGUCUCCCUUGAUGGUCUGACGGAGCUAAGGGGCAGUGAACAGUAUCGUCUCAAGCUGCUACUCUGGAGCUAUGCUUUGGGGAUCCCGAAAGACAGGGCAAGCGAUGUGUUCGAGCAGCAAUUGGCCACUUGGGAGUUCUUCCGCAGAUGGCAGCGUUAUAACCGUGGGCUCCAUGACACGGGCGGGUUUGAGGAAUUCGCGAUCCAUUCCUGGCGCAAGAACAGAUGCAUGGGAACAGAGGAAGAGUACAACGAGUUUCUCGAAGACAUAAGGACUGACAGCCCUUCAGUUCUGAUGGAGGAAUGGGAGCAGGAGCAGCUACUCCGGGCCCAGCUGCAAAAACAUUGGCGAGAGGAUUGUGAGAGCUUUGACGAGUACGGCGCCGCCGUCGAACGGCGGUUGGCCAAGCAUGGGAUUUACAAAACUUUCAAGCCCGACAUUGAUGCCAGGAGCCAAGAUCCAGUCACGACAUGGACAGAAUACCUAGGUCAUAUGUGUUGGAUCUUAGACGUCCAAAAAGAACACCAAGAGGAGAUGCUGGCUGAUCACGAGCUAUACGUGGCCACCUUGACCUUUGAGCACCACAGCCUUGAUCGAGAUGACCCUGACUGGGAGGCCAAUCUACAAAAGGCCCAGAAGGGCCUCGACCAAGCCAAGGAGAAUUGUCAAAAGCUCGCGGCCAGGGGUCAAUCAAAGGGGUCAAUCUUCUGGCAGCCUCGCGAUUUGGGCGAUAUGAAAUUGAUGGUAAUUUGCACAGACCAGCUUACAAAAAUUGUCCAAACCGAGCUGCGUUUGGUUGAGAUGAGCGCGAAGCCACCAAAAGACGGCCUCCCUAUGGAAGCAUCUCUUGAUGGAGCUACCAACGCAGCGAAACAAAAUGCCGCUGUCGCCAUACAAGAGGUUCCAGAGGAUACCACCCCUCAGCCUGAUCAGUCGCAGCAGGUGGUGAGCACGCGGUCCACCUCGCCGUUAGAUGUGCCAGACAAUCCCACAUCCAGGAGCUUGAAGCGAAAGGGGUCCUUUUCGGAACAGAGCGAGCGCAACACAAAGUCUCGGAAGCUCUCCAAUGGCAGCGACUCCCAGCCAGUGCAGGCACUUCGUCGCAGUGAACGAAUCCCGGAGCUUGAGAGGAAGAGAAAGGAGGAUGAGCAGAAAGCCAGGGAGGAGGAGGCCAAGAAGGCAAAGAAAGAAGAGGAGGCCAAGAGGGCGAGGGCUCAGAAGAAGGCUAUGAGACUCCAGGCCGAGAGAGAGAAGAAACAGGCCGAAAAGGCUGCCAAGGCUGCAGAAGCGAGAGCUGCAAAGGCUGCCAAGGCUGAAGAAGCGAGAGCUGCAAAGGCUGCCAAGGCUGCAGAAGCGAGAGCUGCAAAGGCUGCCAAGGCUGAAGAAGCGAGAGCUGCAAAGGCUGCCAAGGCUGAAGAAGCGAGAGCUGCAAAGGCUGCAAAGGCUGAAGAAGCGAGAGCUGCAAGGGCUUCAAAGGCUGUGACGUCUGCGAGGGUUUCGAAGGCUGCAAACCCCAGAUACACCCAACCAGCUAGGCGCAGCCCUCGUGACACCAGAAAGCCAAACAGAUUGGGCUUCCCAUAG
Messenger RNA from Clonostachys byssicola, 2115 nucleotides. Lineage: Eukaryota; Fungi; Ascomycota; Sordariomycetes; Hypocreales; Bionectriaceae. The record is from the annotation of a GenBank genome assembly.